Molecule: messenger RNA, 1100 nt
Organism: Helianthus annuus (common sunflower)
Lineage: Eukaryota; Viridiplantae; Streptophyta; Magnoliopsida; Asterales; Asteraceae
Product: deubiquitinase DESI2
Exons: 4
Coding region: 228-929 (233 amino acids)
Biological process (GO): protein deubiquitination
Molecular function (GO): deubiquitinase activity
Source: RefSeq, a predicted model, not a curated record
ACUCAUCCUUUCGCUUUUACUCAUUAUUGAACCACGUUUGAACUCGUGACGUGCAAAAGCGAAUAAAGAAGAAAAGCCUCGAUAGAAGUUACAGAUCUUCAUUCAUGAUUAGGUGUUUUGUAAUCAAUGUUGUUGUAGUUUGAUCUGAAUCUGUUGCUCUCAAAUUUGAAACGGAACAGUUGAUUUCUAAUCAAAGCGGUUACUAGGGUUUGAAGAUCGAGUUCGAGAUGACAGAGGUUAUACUCCAUGUAUAUGACGUAACAAACAGCGGUUCUGACAAUACUAACAACGCAAUUCUUCAGAUCAACCGGAUUUUCAAAGACGGCAUCGGUGUCGGCGGCAUUUUUCACAGCGCCGUUCAGGUUUAUGGAGAGGAUGAAUGGUCAUUUGGGUUCUGCGAGCAAGGCAGUGGUGUGUUCUGUUGCCCUGCCAAAAAGAACCCAAUGUACACAUAUCGUGAAUGUAUUGUUCUUGGUAAAACAAAUUUAUCAAAAUCUAAGGUCAACCAGAUCCUGAGAGAACUUAGCAGAGAGUGGCCUGGAAACUGUUAUGACUUGCUUUCGAAAAACUGCAAUCAUUUUUGCAACGAGUUUUGUGAACUCCUUGGUGUCCCUAAACUUCCAGGUUGGGUGAACAGGUUUGCUAAUGCGGGUGACACUGCAGUAGAUAUAGCAGAAACAACAGCUACGCGGUUCAGACAAGCUAAAACAGAGAUUGUGACAGCUAGCAAAGUGGCAUAUCGAUUUCUCGCGGGCAUUUCUUCAAAUAAUACCAACCCGGGGUCUCCAGAUUCCCCUGGUGGUACCAACAGAAACAACCCUAGAUUCCAACAACCUGCUUGGUUUAAAAAUCUUGUGUCUGCUGGAGCAAAACCAUCAACUAGUACUACACUUGAAAUUGGAGACAACCAAGUUCAGAAACCGCAAUAGCAAAGACGAGUAUGAAACAGCAUCCCUGAGGUCACAUGAGAUGUAAAACAUUCUGUGUUUGUUUGUGUACUAGUUUUAUUCAUGUAUGGAUUUGUCACGGUCUUUUCCAUUCUUGCACAAAGUUUGUUUGAACAAAAUUGACUAUUCUUUUUAUUUCUUGUUCCCAGAUUU